Oldenlandia corymbosa var. corymbosa is the source of this 4152-nucleotide messenger RNA. NCBI's taxonomy places the organism in Eukaryota, Viridiplantae, Streptophyta, Magnoliopsida, Gentianales, Rubiaceae. The record is from the annotation of a GenBank genome assembly.
AUGGAAAAUUAUAGGUUCACAGUGUUUCCAGCCAAAAGUUUUAGUGUUUUCUUGGUUUAUUCUGUCAGUGUCCUCCUUUUUUGGGAUGUUGGAGCAGCUGCAACAGGACAUGGAACUAAUACCCCUGUCCACAUUGGCCUGAUUCUUGAUUCUGCAUCCCCUUUUGGUGCUAUGGUUGAUGUAUCGAUUUCCAUGGCGCUUCAGGACUUCUACACGGCGCAUCCGGAUUUUCAAACAAGAUUGAUUCUGCAUCGCAGAGAUGCUCAGCAGGAAUUGGAUGUAGCAUCUGCAGCAAUUGAACUGAUGAAGAAUGAAGAAGUGCAUAGCCUUUUAGGUCCACAGAUGUUCACACAAGAUAAAUUUAUAGCGGAACUUGGUGGAAAAGUUCAUGUACCUGUUAUAUCUUUCAGUGGCAGAAGCCAAUCUGUUUCCUAUGAGCAAACCCCUUACUUCGUCAGGACUACUCCUGAUGACUCAAAUCAAGCCAGGGCUCUUGUUUCUAUCUGCAAGGGAUUUGAUUGGCUUGGAGCUGUGAUUCUCGGACUUAGUAACGGAUCAUACAAUGACCUUCUUUAUGCCAUACCAAACAAGACUUUUGAUAUGGUCGUUGGAGACGCGACGAUCUUAGCUGAUCGAGCAAAAUACGUUGAUUUCACUCUGCCAUAUUCUGAAACUGGAACCGUUAUGGUGGUGCGAAACAGGAAAGACAGAGACAUAUGGAUCUUUGUUAAGCCUUUUAGGUGGGAUCUUUGGCUACUAAUAUUUGGUACUUGCCUAUGCAUUGGUAUCGUCCUUCAGAUAUUGGAGCACAGCUCAAAGAAUGGAUCAGAUUCUAUUGGACCAAAGAAAGAUAAACUUGGCUUGUCCUUUCCAAUAGCAUCCCUAGCUUUUCCUGAAAGAGACUCAAUCACGAACAAGUGGUCAAGUUUUGUCAUGGUUGUGUGGUUGCUAAUGGCUUUCAUACUGAUGCAAAGCUACACUGCAAAUUUAUCUGCAAUGUUUACAGUAGAUCAGUUAGACUACAGGUUUUCAAAUGAUGAUUACAUUGGCGUUCAGGAGGGUAGCUUCGUAAGGGAUUUUUUGAUAAACCAUCUGGAUAUUGACAAAUCAAGGAUCAGGGAAUAUGGAACCAUUGAGGAUUAUCAUGAUGCCAUGACUAAAGGGAGCAAAAAUGGAGGAAUCGAUGCUAUCUUUGAUGAAAUUCCUUACAUGAACCUGUUUCUUGAUCAAUAUGGCUCCGAGUACAAAACUGUUGGACCUACAUAUAAGACAGACGGAUUUGGCUUUGCAUUUCCACAAGGAUCUCCCCUGGUGGUUCAUUUCUCUAGGGCAAUCCUGGCCGUCACAGAAGGUGUAAACUUGAGUGCAAUUCAGCAGAAAAAUUUCGGACCUGCAUACUCGCCAUCUGGUGAUCAGAGUAAUUCAAUCAGCUCCCAGAGCCCAAAGUUAACAGUGUAUGACUUUGGAGGACUUUUUAUCAUAAUUGGCUCAGCACUGCUAUUUGCACUAUUCUGCUCAGAGACCCCAUGGGGCCGACGACUCACUGAUAAAGUAGCAACUAUUAACCAAAAGUCUUUCUCCUUCCCAUGGGUGCAAGGAAAUGUCCCAAGGAUUCACUCAAGUGUUCAUCCUGAUGAUUCAAAUAGAGACUCAUCCGGAGACAUUGAAGAAGUUCAAGGGUCUGACCAUACCAAUCACGAACCUGGCCAAGAAGAUUUGGACAUUUCAGCAAGAAAUGGUCAUGUUAAUGCGCCUGACCAAGGCAAUCAUUCAAAUGAAAUCCAGCUAUCUGAGCUUGGGAACACUGAUACUACAGAAAGGCAAACCGUCACUACCGUUCAUGCAAAUGAAGCUGUUUGGCCAUCAAGCCAUGCUUUCAUCGACAUUGGUGUAGUUCUUGAUACGGAUUCGCCCAUGGGAAGCAUGUUAAACUCCAGCUUAUAUAUGGCACUUUCAGGCUUCUACUCAGUUCAUGCAAACUACAAGACAAGGUUGUGUCUCCAUACUAAGAAUGCUAAAACAGAAAUGGAAGUCGCUUCAGCAGUUAUGGAUUUGCUGAAGAAUUUGAAGGUGCAUGGUGUUCUGGGGCCAGAAUGGUUAAAUGAAGCUACAUUCGUCGCAGAACUUGGAGAAAAGGCUCAUGUACCAGUUAUUUCCUUCACAGCCAAAAGCCGAGCCUUUUCUCGUUUGCAGAACCAUUACUUUGCUCGGACAGCUUUAGAUGACAUUCAUCAAGUGAAAGAUCUUGCAGCCAUUUGUCAGGAAUUCAAAUGGCAGGAAGUAGUUGUAUUCUAUGAGGACACUGAGUAUGGCAAUCUAUUCCUUUCCAAGUUAGAUAUCUAUGGAUUGUGGGCAUAUGACACUGUCUGGGCCUUAGCAAUGGCGGCAGAAAAGAUGUUGAAUUUAAGCGUCUCUAAGAUCGGCCCGAGGUUGUUGACUGAACUCCUGAGGACAAAUUUCAUUGGCUUGAGUGGGAAGUUCCAACUGGUUGAUGGGCAACUACAGCCUACAGCUUUUGAGAUUUUCAAUGUGAUAGAAUCAGGAGAUAGAAUUGUCGGAUACUGGACUCCUAGUUGCGGACUCUCCAAAAGCCUAAGUCCAAAUUCUUCAAAAGAACUCAAAGCCAUUAUGUGGCCUGGAGAAACACUAGUACCACCGAAAGCUUUUCCUGUCCCGGUAACAAGAAAGCUGAAAGUUGGAGUUCCAAAGAAACCAGGGUUUGAGGAAUUCAUAAAUGUACAAUUUGAUCCCCUCACUAAACAGUUCAAUGUCAGCGGGUUUUCAAUAGAUGUAUUCCAUGAAACGCGAAAGCUGUUACCUUUCAAGCUGGAUUUCGAGUUUGUCCCCUUUGUGAAUGCAACUGGACAAAGUAAUGGUAGCUACACUGAUCUGCUUCAUAAAAUAGUUGACCAGACUUAUGAUUUUGUGGUGGGCGAUAUCGCAAUUCUGGUGAAUCGAUCCAAAUCUGUCAAUUUUACGCUACCAUAUACAGAAUCAGGAGUUGUUAUGGUCCUAAAAAACAAGAAGACCAUAGAUAUGUGGACCUUCUUGAAGCCUUUGAGGUGGGAUCUUUGGCUUACUAUAGUAUUGAUUUGCAUUUUCAUAGGUGUUGUUCUCGGCAUCCUAGAGCGUCAGAACCACGACAACCAGUCACAGCAGCUUCGAUUGUUCUUUUGGCUUCCAAUUGCGGUUCUUGCCUUUCCUGAAAGAAAUAUGGUGGCUAACAAGUGGUCAAGGUUCGUGUUGGUUGUAUGGCUUUUCGUGGCGUAUAUACUGAUGCAGAGUUACACAGCGAAACUGUCUUCAAUUUUCACAGUUGAUCAGUUGAACUUUGCAUUUUCAACUGAUUUUAAUGUUGGCUACCAGAGCGGUUCUUUUGUGAGAGACUUCUUGAUUAACGAACUGAACUUGACUGAGUCUAAGCUGAAGAACUACACAACAAUCCAAGAGUACCAUGAUGCAAUGAGUCUAGGAAGUAAAAAGGGUGGCAUUGAUGCAAUUUAUGCAGAAAUCCCUUAUGUUAAGCUCAUACUCAACAGGUACGGUUCACAAUACAGGAUAGUCGGACCGACACACAAAACAGAUGGCUUCGGAUUUGCAUUUCCAAUGGGCUCCCCACUGGUCAGCUACUUCUCCAGGGCAAUACUAACUGUAACACAAAGUUCAGUUAUGGCAGGAAUUGAGCAAAAGAAUUUUGGACCAGGAUAUCCAACUGAUCUCGAUUCAAUUAACCAAGAGAAUCCAAGUCUAACAGCUUAUAACUUUGGAGGGCUCUUCAUCAUUGUCAUUUCAGCUACAAUGUUAGCAGUUUUCUUCUCUAAGACCUCAGUUGGGCAAAAUAUCACCUCCACAGUAUCAAAUAGCGGCCAUAAGUGGUCGAAUUUACAUAUGUUUGGAGGCGGUAAAGCAAAAGAACAUUCAUCUCAAUCCAGUGAUGAAGCUACUGACAACAACGGAGAAAACGGCUCAAAUGAGUUGCCAGGAACAGGGGAGAACCCUGAAACUGUGAACAACAAUGUCGAUAUUCCGGCAGGACAAAGUGAAGAUGAUAGUGCUGAAUCAAAUAGGAGACCCAUGAGUGUCGCUCGGUCUGAAACUAGUGAAAUUCAGAUGGCCCAAACGCACAACAGAAAUCAAUCAGGUGGGGCAUAG